CGCACGGCGCACGCACAGACAUGUGUGUGGCGAUGCGCGGGAGAGAAAAGGCCGAAAAGGGGGAGGUGGCUCGGCUGCGAAGAUCAACAUCAACAUUUUCAUCAGAAAAUUGUAUUUUUUUUUUUUGCAACUUGCUUGAAAAGGAAGAGGAAGAAAGUUUAAAUCAGUUUAAAUUACGGAAAAUUUUAUAAUUUGACCUGGUCUUUCAAAAGUAAAAUACACGUUUUUUUAAACUCCAUCCAAUUCAAUUUGAGAAACCACUUUUCAGCCUCUUAUGUAGAAUGGAGAAAAAAAGGAAAUACGACGAAGCAAAUCAAAGACAAGGGUUGAUGGACCUGAGAGAGAUUAAAUUUGAAAAUUUUGAUCCUGCCAAACAUUUUGAGACUGAGCCUGUCAAAGAACGGGUUUACCCAUCUGAAAUUGCCGUGGAUCUUGAAAAGGAAUACUUCAAGCAUUUUGCAGAAAGUCAGGAAAGAAAUGUCUUGCGAGCCGCCCUUAGCGAAGAGAGCCGUCGAUGGCGCUUUUUCCGCAAACAAGAUGAUCUUCUGGAUUGCUUGCAGCACAACCAGCACUUGGGAGUGCUGCCUUUUGUCUUUCAUGACGCCCUCAGGGGUAUCAGGACAUUUGUUCUUGUCCACCCCCUUGAGCUUCUCUAUCGCACAAGCAAAAGGCCUUUAAACUACUUUUAUGAAAUUAUUGCUGCUGACAUGCCAUCUAAGCUUUAUUUAGAUUUGGAGUAUGACAAAAAGACUAACCCAAAUUUGGACGGGGAGCAAAUGACUCAGACGGUUAUUGACUGUUUCCUGCAGCACAUGAACACAAAAAUGUUACUAAAUCUUAAUCGCUCCAUGGUCAUUCAACUUGAUUCUUCAAAUGACUCCAAAUUUAGCAAACACAUUAUUUUCAAUACCUUCUUCAGCUUUCAAAAUAACCGGGCUGUGGGGGACUUAGUCCAAGAAGUAACACAGCAAGGGCAGCACCCAGAACUGAAGGUCUUGAAAAAAGACGGAAGCCCAAGCUGCAUAGUCGAUUUGUGCGUUUAUACCAGAAAUAGGCACUUUAGGAUUCUGGGCUCCACCAAGAUUGGUCGAAACGCACCUUUGGUUUUGAGUGAUUCUUCUAAGGCUGAGUUGGCCUUGCCCAUUUUGAAUGAAACUCUGAAGAUGGAGACUCUAUUUCUAAUGAGCCUUGUUUCUGCACGGCACUGCCCCGUCCUCCUCUACUCACCCCUAACUAAAAUUGACCCUCGUAUUCCAAGAAGAGGUAAAGCAUCUAAAAAGUCUGCUGUCACAACAACCCAAUACGAUCUUGGUUCCGGACUUCCUAAUCUCGAUGCCUUUUUUGAAAAAAUCUUGAAGCCAGUCGGCCUAAAAAAGGUACUGAGCUACCCUGGAGGGCGAAUCGUUUAUUCGUCAGGGCCGUCGGGAUUUUGCCUGAAUAAAGGAACUGCUCAUCAACGUCACAGAGUCUACUGGGUUGUGAUCAAAGAUUUGGGCGUUUUCUAUCAGAAGUGCGGAGACAAGCAAGACUGUGGUAAUUUUUGCUCAACACUCCAAACAUUGCCUGAACCUUUGUUGACUCAAACAAGAGGACCUCUCGACCCAUGGGAGAUGUCUCUCUCUGGGCCCUUGUCAAAAACAAAACUUAAACUAAUUAAUGAUAAUGAGGCUUCAAAUAUUUUGUUGUGAUAUUAAAAAUGAAUUUGCUGAUAAAAUUAUUCAAUUUAAAAAUGUCACAAAUGCAAAAUUACAUAUUUUUGGUAACAAUUGCUAUAUUUAUUUUAAAUUUAGGCACGCACUGAAAAAUAAAUUUCUCGUGAUAUUUUGUUUAAUUAAAAUGUUAGUACCAGGAUUUGCUAAAUGGCGAAUGCCAAUUUAAAAUUUUCAGCUACAUUUUAUGUCAAUUCCUACUCUUAAUUUCUUAAUAUUUUGCCUCCUGUUCUUUAGUUUUACAAGUUGUUGGCGCACGCAAAAGUAAUUAAAAUGUAUAAUUUGAAUAAUUAAUGUAUGUUUAAAAAGUUUAAAAUGUAAUAACAUAGUGAGAAGGAUAAAAU
Molecule: messenger RNA, 2053 nt
Organism: Neocloeon triangulifer
Lineage: Eukaryota; Metazoa; Arthropoda; Insecta; Ephemeroptera; Baetidae
Product: DNA-directed primase/polymerase protein-like
Exons: 8
Coding region: 282-1688 (468 amino acids)
Biological process (GO): mitochondrial DNA replication; replication fork processing; error-prone translesion synthesis
Cellular component (GO): nucleus; mitochondrial matrix
Molecular function (GO): DNA-directed DNA polymerase activity; chromatin binding
Source: RefSeq, a predicted model, not a curated record